Molecule: messenger RNA, 174 nt
Organism: Pyricularia oryzae 70-15
Lineage: Eukaryota; Fungi; Ascomycota; Sordariomycetes; Magnaporthales; Pyriculariaceae
Exons: 3
Coding region: 1-174 (57 amino acids)
Source: RefSeq, a predicted model, not a curated record
AUGUAUUACCUAGGUCAGAAAGGUCUUAAGGCCGCCGACAGAACUGGAGCUAACCUCCAUACUAAGCGCGGAGGUGAACACACAGUUUAUACUUGCUCCAAAGGCUAUUCCUACAAAACUACAAAUGGGGAAUUCGCCAUCGCCCACCAAGCCGCAUGCGAUGGUAACCGAUAA